AUUAAAAUUGAGAGUAAUUUCUUAUGUAAAACUGUUAAUUUUAAUAAGAAAAUAACUAUUUUUCAUCAAUUUUGUAUUGAUUUCAUUAAAUAAUUGAUUAGUUAAUCCGAAAUUUAACAAAUGAAAUAAAAAAAUAAACUCAUAUUUUAGAUUUUUUUGUUUGUUCUUAACACAAAUAAAGUAGCUUAUCUAUCCAUUUAAAAAAUAUAUAAAUAAAUAAAAUCCAGUGUGGACCUUGAGCACAAAUGUUUGCCCACCCCUGCUGUAGAGAAACUUUGUGUUAUGUCACUGGUCACGAGGCCCACGAUGCCACCUCUGCCCUCACUCACACUGCCAACCACAACACCCACAUGUCCAUCCCCCGCCCCCCCACUCCCCCUCCCCUUAUUCACCCACUCACCCAGACUCUGACAGCCUCGCUAGCCCCACCCGCCUCAGCCUCAGCUUGCCGGAUGGCGCCGAGGAGCAGCUAGACCGCCUGCAGCUGGUGGAGCUCGCCAAGAGCACGCCCAUGUCCCAGUGGAGGGCGGGCACCGUGCAGGCCUGGCUGGAGGUUGUCAUGGCGAUGCCCAUGUACAUACGCAGCUGCUCGGAGAACGUCAAGAGUGGCAAGGUGUUAUUGGGCCUAACGGAUGAAGACCUGGAGCUUGGUUUGAGCGUGACCAGUUUCAUGCACCGUCGUAAAUUGCGUCUGGCCAUUGAGGACUAUAGGGAGGCUGAGGAUGGAAGAGGGUUGUCCAAGGCUGCAGACAUGGACCACCACUGGGUUGCCAAGGCCUGGCUCAGCGACGUAGGCAUGCCUCAGUACUCACAGGCAUUUCACACCCACUUGGUGGACGGACGUAUGCUCCACUCCCUUACCCGCCGUGACCUCGAACGCCACCUCAACAUCUCCAAAAAGUUCCACCAGGUCAGCUUGCUGCUGGGCAUCGAGCUGCUACACUCGCUUAAUUUUGACAAGGACGCACUGCAGGCCCGCCGGAUACAGUGUGAGCACCAGAACAUGGAUCCUUUGGUUUGGACCUCCCACCGCCUCAUCAAAUGGCUUAAAGAAAUUGACCUCAAGGAAUAUGCGGAUGGAGUCGUUAGUAGCGGUGUCCAUGGAGCUGUCAUGGUACUGGAUCCCAGUUUCUCCAGUGAUACCUUGGCCACAACAAUGGGAAUUCCCAGCAGCAAGCACAUGGUUCGCAGACACCUCGAAGAAGAGCUGACAAAUCUGAUUGGCUUGGCCAGGGCAGAUGCCAAACAGGAGUUUGAGCGCUUAGUUUUGGGAACACCACCAACUCCUCUUCGCCAAAACUCCCCGAGCAGGUCGCCCGGCUCUGCGAGUCGACACGCUGAUGAUGAGGGAUCGCUGAGGAGGAGGGCUGUCAAGCCACCAACGGGGUUCAGCCCAAAGGCACGCAAUGGGCGGGACUUGAGCUACCACAGCAGCUACGGCUCGCUACCUCAUGAGGUCAGAGAGCAAACGCCUCCCAGGAUACAAGGGAGCCCCGUCAGGGCUUACGCCAACAUCGGGGUCACCAAUGUGUGAGGUUAUGGGAGUGCGACACGGCUACGCUGCGCACGGGGCAUGAAGAGGAAUCUUUUGACAACAGAUUGCACUUGUUUGUUCACGUGUCUGUUUAAAAGAAAACUGAGUCACAUUGAAUAUGUGAUGGUUUUAAAAAGAAUCAAAAUAUGGAGAACUGAAGCUUGUUGACCAUUUUUGUAUUUGUUGUUUAUCUGGAUUAAUGGGAUUUGUAUGAUGGAUUAGUAUUAAACAGGACACUGUCAAUGUAAAAUGAUUAUCAUACAUAUUUCUUUGCAGCUCUGCUGUUUGUAAAGCCUUGCCAAUGUAGCAAAUCUCAAAUAACAAAACAUGUUUGUUGAAUAUAGUUGUAUGUUUGAUUGUCACCUUCAUUUUGCCCACACACACACAGUUGUGUGACUACAAAAAGACUGCAAAAUGUGGAUGAAUGGUGAAGCUGUUUUCUUUUUUAAAUCAAAUACAUGUGAGCUGUUACUGUUUGUAUGCUGUGUUACAACCAGCAGGAAAUGGAGGUGAGACACACGUGCUAAACGUGACACUAAAUAGGAAUGAUGCAGCAUCCUAAAUCGAUGAUCUCAGAUGGACGAUGUAAUAAAAAUGACAAUGACAGGAUUUUAAAGAUAACUGACUUCUGACAUCUGUGGAUCCACAUUUGUAUUUUCUCUGUAUUCUUUAACAGGUGAUGGAAGGGCAUUACGGUUUCAACAAAUAAAAAAAAUGGUUCAUCCAUUUACGCUGCA
Molecule: messenger RNA, 2271 nt
Organism: Phyllopteryx taeniolatus (common seadragon)
Lineage: Eukaryota; Metazoa; Chordata; Actinopteri; Syngnathiformes; Syngnathidae
Product: kazrin-A-like
Exons: 7
Coding region: 512-1534 (340 amino acids)
Molecular function (GO): protein binding
Source: RefSeq, a predicted model, not a curated record